Molecule: messenger RNA, 1838 nt
Organism: Condylura cristata (star-nosed mole)
Lineage: Eukaryota; Metazoa; Chordata; Mammalia; Eulipotyphla; Talpidae
Gene: C5AR1
Product: complement component 5a receptor 1
Exons: 1
Coding region: 1-1164 (387 amino acids)
Biological process (GO): chemotaxis; phospholipase C-activating G protein-coupled receptor signaling pathway; positive regulation of cytosolic calcium ion concentration
Cellular component (GO): plasma membrane
Molecular function (GO): G protein-coupled receptor activity; complement component C5a receptor activity
Source: RefSeq, a predicted model, not a curated record
AUGGAGGGUCCCACAAGCAGGGGUGGCCUCAAGCCACGUAGCUCUGGCAGCCGCCCCAUCCCCAGGUACAGUUCUGCAGACUCAUGCUCUCCCUGUCUCUCUGACUUCAACCAGGACUCUCUGGGUAACAGCACCACCCCCGAGUACCCCUAUGAAGACUCCUUGACCCUGGGACCAGGGCCAGUGGACAAGUCUGACCACAGCAUACAUCCUGCCAAUGUGAUCACUCUGACGAUCUUAGUGGUCGUCUUCCUGGUGGGGGUGCCAGGCAACGCCCUGGUCGUCUGGCUGACAGGCUCCGAGGCCAAGCGAGCCAUCAACGCCAUCUGGUUUCUCAACCUGGCAUUGGCCGACCUUCUCUCCUGUCUGGCACUGCCCAUCUUGUUCUCAUCUCUGAUCAUGGACCAACACUGGCCCUUCGGCGAGACUGCCUGCCGCAUCCUGACCUCCCUCAUCCUGUUCAACAUGUUUUCCAGCAUCUUGCUCCUGGCCACCAUCAGUGCUGACCGCUUCCUGCUGGUGUUUAACCCCAUCUGGUGCCAGAAUUACCGGAGCACCCACUUGGCCUGGGUGGCCUGCGGCAUCGCCUGGGGCUUGGGUCUGCUGCUGACCAUCCCUUCCUUCCUGUUUCGGACCGUGUACCACGACCCCUUUUCGGGCAGGGUGCUGUGCGGGGUCGACUAUGGCAAUGACAACAGGCGUAUAGAGAGGGCUGUGGCUAUCACGCGGCUGGUCGUGGGCUUCCUGUGGCCGCUGGCCACCCUCACGAUCUGUUACACCUUCCUCCUGAGCCGGACCUGGAGCCGCAGAGCCACGCGCUCCACCAAGACCCUCAAGGUGGUGGUGGCUGUGGUGGGCAGCUUCUUUGUCUUCUGGCUGCCUUAUCAGGUGACGGGGAUGCUCAUGGCCUUGAACCCCCCUUACUCAGUGCUCUUUAAAAGGGUGUCAGCCUUUGACCCGCUGUGCGUCUCAGUUGCUUACAUCAACUGCUGCAUUAACCCCAUCAUCUACAUGGUGGCCGCCCAGGGCUUCAAAGCUCAAUUCCGCAAGUCCCUCCCUGCCAGGCUCCGGAGUAUGCUGACCGAAGACUCCCUGAGCAGGGAAUCGAGGUCCCAAACAUUGUCCACAAUGGAAAGCUCAGUCCAGAAGAGCCAGGCAGUAUAGGGGGAGGUCACCCAGGCCACCUUCGACCUGGUAUUGCAGCAGCCUCCGUGGCACCAUCUGUCCACUGAUUUUUUUCUGUAAAUUUUAUUAAUUUGCUGUAAAUAAAUUAUUCCAUGACAUAAAGUCACUACCCUGUUUUCACAGGGUGUGGGCACAUGCUAUAUAGUCUUCCGAAGCUUUGGUGACAACGUCCUACCCCCUCCCCCCCAACUUCCCUCUUCAUUGCUCUCCCCACUUCCUCUGGCCAUCACUGUAUUUUUCAGCCCAAGAAUGCGCUUCUUCUGGGCUUUGCUAGUUUAAUUUCUUUGUUUUAUUCUUUUAUAUUCCGCAAGUAAGUGAUGCCAGCUGGUAUCUGCCCUUCACUUUCUAACUUAUUCCCUUGGAAAUACCCUGUGGUUCAGCCACGCCAUUGGUGGGUACUGGCACAAAGGGUAUGGAAACGCUAAUACAAGUUGAGAUCUGUGCCUACGUGUUCAGAGCCAGGUCAUGGAAGCACUCCAAGUGCCCAGCGACAGACGGCUGGGUAAAGAAAUCAUGGAACAGACAUUCAAUUGAAGACUACUUGAUAUUAAAAAAAAGAUGAAAUAGCGUCUCUGGGGACAGCAUGCACUGUUCCUUCUGCUGAUUUUAGCUCAGCCCUGGGAGAGGCGGCAUGGUUGGGUUAAAGUCUAAGU